Molecule: messenger RNA, 2148 nt
Organism: Morus notabilis
Lineage: Eukaryota; Viridiplantae; Streptophyta; Magnoliopsida; Rosales; Moraceae
Product: vacuolar cation/proton exchanger 3
Exons: 12
Coding region: 488-1786 (432 amino acids)
Biological process (GO): calcium ion transmembrane transport; intracellular calcium ion homeostasis
Cellular component (GO): plant-type vacuole membrane
Molecular function (GO): calcium:proton antiporter activity
Source: RefSeq, a predicted model, not a curated record
UUUGAUCUUUCAAGUCGAAGUCGUACAAGGAGGAGAGAGAGAGAGAAAAAAAAUUAAAAGAAAUAUCAAAUAAUGCAGGCGCUACUUCGAAGAAACUUCCACCUAUGGUGUUUAUCUCAACGCCGGCGAGCCGACGCCAUUUCUUCUCUCUUCCUCUACUUCCUCUAGAGAGAGAAAGAGACGAAGAUCAAACAGAAGACGAAACGUACUCAAUUACCGACCCAUUCGAGCUUCUUCUUCUGGGGAUUCAAACUGGGCGGAACCCACUCUCUCUCUCUCUCUCUCUCUCUCUGAUGCUUGCUUAACUUUGGGCAACACAAACCGGGCUCUUUAGCUCCUCUCUGACUCUGUCUCACUCGCUGGAUCAAAUCCGAAUCCGAAUCCAUUUAUCAGUUUAUCUCUCUGCUCUCCAAACUUUGGAUUCGACCUGAUCUGUGAAAAUUGUUGCCGAUCGUUGGGCAUUAUUUCCCUUUUGUUUGAAAAAAAGAUGGCUGCAAUUGAGGAGAAGACAGACCUUGAAUCUGAUGAGGAGAUCCCUUUUAGCUCAUCACUGGGCAAAAGGAAAGUGCAUUCCUUGGAUUUUGAGAUGGCUCAUAUGCAUCCACAUCCGGAUGCCUCGAAGUCACAGAUUCUUAACCUCAUGUGGAAAAGUCCUCUCAGGAGUAUCUAUAUUGUCUUAAUUAAAGCAAAGAUCAACAUAUUGUUGCCAUUUGGUCCGUUGGCAAUAUUGCUACAUUAUGUGACUGGAAAGCAUGGCUGGGUCUUCUUCCUCAGCUUAGUGGGCAUCGCACCUCUGGCAGAGCGUCUCGGAUAUGCAACAGAGCAACUUGCUUUCUACACAGGACCAACAGUUGGAGGUCUUCUGAAUGCUACAUUUGGCAAUGCAACGGAAAUGAUAAUAUCAAUUUAUGCGUUGAAGAAUGGAAUGAUAAGGGUUGUUCAGCAAUCUUUACUUGGCUCCAUCUUGUCAAACAUGCUCUUAGUGCUUGGAUGUGCCUUCUUUUGUGGUGGGAUUGUUCACUAUGAUAAAGUUCAGGUUUUCAAUAAGGCAGCUGCUAUAGUGAAUUCUGGAUUGCUUUUGAUGGCUGUAAUGGGGAUAAUGUUUCCUGCUGUGCUUCAUUUCACGCAUUCAGAGGUUCAUUUUGGGAAGUCGGAGUUGGCUCUUUCAAGAUUUAGCAGUUGUAUAAUGCUAGUGGCAUAUUCAAGCUACCUCUUCUUUCAACUUAAAAGUCAACAUAAUUCUUACAGUCCUGUCGAUGGGGAAGAAGAAAAUCAUGAAAAUUCUGAGGAAGAAGAGGCUCCUGAGUUAACUCUGUGGGAAGCAAUUGGCUGGCUCGCUAUAUUGACUGUAUGGGUGUCCAUUUUGUCUGGAUACCUCGUUAAUGCCAUCCAGGGAGCAUCCGACUCGAUGAACAUGCCAGUGGCUUUCAUUAGUGUGAUCCUGCUUCCUAUUGUAGGAAAUGCUGCAGAGCAUGCAAGUGCAAUAAUGUUUGCCAUGAAGGAUAAGCUUGACAUCACUAUUGGAGUUGCUAUUGGAUCAUCUACUCAAAUAUCUAUGUUUGUGAUCCCCUUCUGCGUAGUUGUUGGGUGGAUCAUGGGAAUACAGAUGGAUUUGAAUUUUCAACUUUUUGAGACUGCUACACUCUUUAUUACUGUGCUAGUUGUGGCCUUUAUGUUACAGGAAGGGACAUCAAAUUAUUUUAAGGGCUUGAUGCUUAUUCUGUGCUAUCUCAUAGUUGCAGCCAGUUUUUUCGUACACGUUGACCCUUCAAAUGAUGACAAUUAAAACGACAAACGGUGAGGUGGCCUUGCGUGCGGGAAAUAUACAUAAAUCUCCACUGCAAAAAGGUAGCAGGGAAGGUACUUGAAAGCUGUUUUGACAAAUUUUCCAUGCCUGGAUUUUUAUUUGAAUAUCCUUUUUUUGGAAAAUUCAGAUGAUCUCCCAGCCUCUUGUGGCUGGAAAAGUUUUUUUCAUUGUAUAAUAGAGUUUGACUGUAUUAUACAUCAGAAAAAAUAAUCUCUAAUCUGUUCAGUUUUGUUUUUUCUUUUCUUUUCUUUUCUUUUUGCCUUUUAUUGUUUUUCUUUUUUGUGGAAUUAUCAUUCUUUGAUCCCAUAAAAUGGCAGUCAAAAUCCCAAGAAUUGUUAUUA